Messenger RNA from Cooperia oncophora, 189 nucleotides. Lineage: Eukaryota; Metazoa; Nematoda; Chromadorea; Rhabditida; Trichostrongylidae. The record is from the annotation of a GenBank genome assembly.
AUGGUGUUAACGGCAGCACGUCUUCGUGCUAUGGAGUCCAGAACGGGUUCAGUUGGUGACUGCUCCAAAAUAGCCAACUACCGAGCGAGUAAGCAGAAUCUGUUCAGGAGACGGUCAACUAGGAGACGAAUAUCGAAUGCUCAGCGAUUGGCCGAUCUGGAGGACUUCAUCAACAGAAGGUACCAGUAA